GAGCCUUGGCAACGGGCCCUAGCAACGGCCCUUAGCAACGGUGAUUGACGGGCGCGUCCGGACCCCCUCCCCGGCUCCCCGGAGAGGACGAUGCUGAAGGCCAAGAUCCUCUUCGUAGGCCCCAGCGAGAGCGGGAAAACCAUUCUGGCCAACUUUCUGACCGACUCCUCGGAAAUAACGGAAUACCACCCGACGCAGGGAGUCAGGAUCUUGGAGUUUGAGAAUCCCCAGGUGACCAGCAAUAACAAAGGCACGAUGUGUGAAUUCCAGCUCUGGGACUGUGGAGGAGAUCGAAAGUUCGAGUCCUGCUGGCCGGCCCUCAUGAGGGACUCUCACGGCGUGGUGAUCGUCUUCAACGCGGACGUGCCCAGCCACCUGAAGGAGAUCGAGAUGUGGCACGCCUGCUUCGUCCAGCAGCAGAUGCUGCCCGACGCCCAGUGCCUCCUCAUCGCCCACCGCAAGCCCGGCUCCGGCCCCGGCCCCGGCUCCGGCGGGGAUAAGGGCAACGGGACCCCGUCGCUGGCUUCUCCGCUGAACAACCUGAAGCUCGUCCACUCGGACCUGGAGGAGGAGCCCGAAGAGAUCCGCACGGAAUUCACCAAGUACCUCAGGAGCGUCAUCAACUCCCUGUCCGAGUGCCAGGACAAGGAAGAGCUGGCCAUUAUCGCCUAACCCGGAAGGGCGGCUGACUCUAAGUUCCUUGUGCGCAGAGGACGAGUCUGCCAACUCUGUCGUCUCGUUCUCCCCCCCCGGUGCUCUUACUAAGCGCUCAAUAAAUACCACGGAUUGAUCGAUUGCCCGCGAACCUAGCCCGACCCCGGGGAACGUCCGCGUAGGCCGUCGACGCCGUCCUCUCACUUGGCCAUCUUCCCUCCCGGCCCAGGUGGAAAGGGAAAUCGGCUGCUGGAGGAGAGGAAGAGGAGAGGAAGAAAUCCCCCGACCCCCGAUCCCGGGAGCCUGCCGACCUAAAAGGUGGACGCCGCCCCGUCCGGUCUCAGUUGACCGUCAGAAAACUCAAAUGUCCAGUUUCCUUUCCCUUGGCGAAUCUCGGAGGGAGGGAUUUUUAACUGUUCUUAUCCCGGGGUCCGUUCCAGCAGUUGCAUCUCUGAGUUGUACGCCGUGUUGUCGCUUUGUGUUUCGGUUUGUUCUUUUUUUAAGUACACGAAAAACGGCCAUUAAACGGUUCAUUCAAACCCGC
Ornithorhynchus anatinus (platypus) is the source of this 1198-nucleotide messenger RNA. It is a transcript of the gene IFT22, whose product is annotated as intraflagellar transport 22. The coding region runs from base 91 to 672 and encodes 193 amino acids. Gene Ontology annotation, cellular component: endomembrane system. Gene Ontology annotation, biological process: intracellular protein transport. NCBI's taxonomy places the organism in Eukaryota, Metazoa, Chordata, Mammalia, Monotremata, Ornithorhynchidae. The record is from RefSeq and is a predicted model, not a curated record. Gene Ontology annotation, molecular function: GTPase activity. The transcript has 6 exons.